This is a messenger RNA of Cercospora beticola, 916 nucleotides long. Lineage: Eukaryota; Fungi; Ascomycota; Dothideomycetes; Mycosphaerellales; Mycosphaerellaceae. The record is from RefSeq and is a predicted model, not a curated record.
ACCCUUCACCACCACUCUUUUCCCAAAAGUGACUAGAAAGACGCACAUCGUCAACCACCAGAGCCUCUGUUGCAGGACAACACUAAGCGGCAGUACACUCGUUUAUUAUUCGCCACUUUCAACUCAUCACACCACCAUGUACGGCCUCUUCCACCUCGCCGUCCUUUCGGCGACAGCGCUCUCCGCAUCCGCACUGCCUCAACAACAAGAAAAGCCUGGCGUCAACAAAGACUUUAUCUGCCCGCCCGAAGACAUGAAACGAACACACUGUAUGGGACCCUUCGACUGCCUGUACGCACUACCAGGAGACUGCCUCGGAUACAUUCAAUGCCAGCCCAAAGACACGACGUACGAGACCGGUAUCGCGUAUGAAAGGCCAUGCCGUGCGGGUCAAUGGUGGAACGAUGAGAAGAAGUAUUGCGACACGGUGGAACCUCCAACAUGCAAAGCUCCAGUGGUGCCAGCGUCAGCACCUGCACCUGCACCAGCUCCAGCUCCAGCGCCAGCUGCACCGGCAGCGCCCGCCAGUACGUCUCCUUGCUGAUCAGCUUUCUUUGGAGUUGGUGCGUAAGGGGAGAGCAUGAGUAAUACUGACUGCACUUGUUGCAGACAAUCCUGGUCCAGCCUCAUACAACUAGACAAUUAGAUCAAGGAAAGAUAAUGCGCUGUUUGGAAGAAACAUGACAUUGGGGAUAAGAAUGAUUAUCAGGUCCCAUACAGAGGGCAAGAAGGAAAACCUCACAUCAUCAUCAUACUAUCUAUCUCAGGCUGAGCCAGCUACGAUUGGCAUUAUUUUCCUUUGGUAUCGUUUUUUGUUACUGUUUCAUAUUGUAUAUAUUCGCUCGCGCCAGGCGGGAGGUGUUAUACUAUGUAUGCUCGAAGCAAUUCAAUGCAUGCCGCAGGUUGGCAGGAAUUA